This is a messenger RNA of Penicilliopsis zonata CBS 506.65, 582 nucleotides long. RefSeq lists its product as hypothetical. The transcript has 2 exons. Bases 1 to 582 code for a protein of 193 amino acids. Lineage: Eukaryota; Fungi; Ascomycota; Eurotiomycetes; Eurotiales; Aspergillaceae. Gene Ontology annotation, cellular component: mitochondrion; mitochondrial intermembrane space. The record is from RefSeq and is a predicted model, not a curated record.
AUGUCACAGACAGCGUCGACCUCAGCUCCGACGCUGACUCCUCAAUUUUGUUUCAAUGAACGGGUGCUCCGAGACUUCCUCCGACUUUCCAGGUCCACAAUCGAUGAUUCUAUCACUCAGAAUCUUAACGCGUUGCUGACGCCCGCCCAACGCGGGUUUGACCCUUCCUCGACGGCAAACCGUCAGACAGAUUCCAAAUUCAGGUUGUCUGUUGACCCGGCCGCCUGCCAGAAAUUCAAGGAUGAUGUACUCUUCCCAGCUUGGCAGACCAGAUCAGAUGUUCUAAACUACUGCGCUGGUGUCGCCACGAGCCCCGAUCCGGAUGACCCCGACCUGAUACUCCGAGAAACAGAAUCCGCCAAAGAUAGGGAGCGAGUGGUUGACGAACGAUUGGAUCCAUAUUCGGCCCGGUUCUUCCCUCGAGAAGCGCGGACCGAGUCUCUAGCGAAUUUGAUUCGUAAUGAACGCACCGUGGAAGAAAUCAUCCGUUUCAGAACAUGGGGCUUAGUGAACGAGAGAUGCAACGAAUCGACGAGUUGGGAAAAAGCUCUGAACAAUUGGCGAGAGCGACAGCAAAGGUGA